UUCUUCAAUGGCCGCCGCCGGCAAUCACUCCGACGUCGAACACGUCUUCCGCUUCUUCCGCGUCCACAAAGACGGCACCAUCCACCGAACCCAUCCCUCCUUCGACAAAAUCCCAGCCGCCGACGACCUCACCACUGGCGUCCGCUCCAAAGACGUCACCAUCUCCACCGACCCACCCGUCUCCGCCCGCAUCUUCCUCCCCAAAUCCGCCGACGACCCUACCCGAAAGCUCCCUCUUCUCUUCUACGUUCACGGCGGCGGCUUCUGCAUGCAGUCCGCCUUCUCCACCACCUACCACAACUACGUCUCCACCAUCUCCUCCUCAGCCGACGUCAUCGCCGUCUCCGUCGAGUACGGCCUCUUCCCGACCCGGCCCAUACCCGCUUGCUACGAGGACUCCUGGGCCGCGGUCCAGUGGGUCGCCACACACGCCAACGGAACCGGGCCCGAUCAGUGGCUAAACGACCACGCCGACUUCAACCGCGUAUUCAUCGGCGGGGACAGCGCGGGAGGGAACAUAACACACACGCUGGUGUCGCGUGUCGGGUCGGUCGGGUUGCCCGGAGUUAAAGUAGUCGGGGCGAUUCUGUCGCAUCCUUACUUCGGCGGGACUGAUGAUGACAAGAUGUGGCUGUAUAUAAACAAGGAGAAUGAAGGGUUGCAGGACAGGAGGCUGAAGCCGGCGGCGGAGGAUCUACGGCGGCUGGGGUGUGAGAAGGUGAUGGUGUUUGUGGCGGAGAAGGAUCACUUGAACGGAGUGGGGAGGAGUUACGUGGAGGAGCUGAAGAAGAGUGGGUGGAAAGGAACUGUGGAGAUGAAGGAGAAUAAAGGGAAGGAUCAUUGCUUUCAUUUGCGUGAAACCAAAGAUGAGCAGGCUCUUGCUUUGUUGCAGACAGUUUGUUCUUUCAUGAAUUCAUAGAUUGAGUU
Messenger RNA from Argentina anserina (silverweed cinquefoil), 927 nucleotides. Its product is annotated as 2-hydroxyisoflavanone dehydratase-like. Gene Ontology annotation, molecular function: hydrolase activity. The transcript has a single exon. Lineage: Eukaryota; Viridiplantae; Streptophyta; Magnoliopsida; Rosales; Rosaceae. The record is from RefSeq and is a predicted model, not a curated record. The coding region runs from base 8 to 919 and encodes 303 amino acids.